GGGGCGCCCGACCAGGCGGCCGAGGCGCUGGGCAGCGCGGACGACGAGCUGAGCGCCAAGCUGCUGCGGCGCGCCGACCUCAACCAGGGCAUCGGCGAGCCCCAGUCGCCCAGCCGCCGCGUCUUCAACCCCUACACCGAGUUCAAGGAGUUCUCCAGGAAGCAGAUCAAGGACAUGGAGAAGAUGUUCAAGCAGUACGAUGCUGGGCGGGAUGGCUUCAUCGACCUGAUGGAGCUAAAGCUCAUGAUGGAGAAACUUGGAGCCCCCCAGACCCACCUGGGCCUGAAAAACAUGAUCAAGGAGGUGGAUGAGGACUUUGACAGCAAGCUCAGCUUCCGGGAGUUCCUCCUGAUCUUCCGCAAGGCGGCGGCUGGGGAGCUGCAGGAGGACAGCGGGCUCUGCGUGCUGGCCCGCCUCUCCGAGAUCGACGUCUCCACCGAGGGCGUCAAGGGGGCCAAGAGCUUCUUCGAAGCCAAGGUCCAGGCCAUCAACGAGUCCAGUCGCUUCGAGGAGGAGAUCAAGGCUGAGCAGGAGGAGAGGAAGAAGCAGGCGGAGGAGAUGAAGCAGCGGAAAGCGGCCUUCAAGGAGCUGCAGUCCACCUUCAAGUAGCCGGGGCUGCGGCGACUGCCCUGCCCGGGCCCCAGCCCAGCGCCCAGUGCAGCGGGCAAGGGCGGGCAUGUGGAGGGCCGGGUCGAGCCAGAAUCCUUGCCUCUGUCUGACCGGACCACCACUCAAAACCUGAGAAUGUCUGUGAGUGCAGCGAGUGGAGGGGUCUCACGGAGGUGGCCCGGCAGCUCUCCGCUCCCUUCCGCUGUUCCUGAGGCUGCGACACCAGCGCUGGCUGCCUGCCUGGCCCAGCCUUCCCUGGCAUCCCCGCGUCCCUCCCACACCCUGGCUGCCCUACUGCCUGCUCCAGGCCCAGCUCCGGCUCUAGGCCCCUCCUGCCCCUGUGCCUGCCCUCCACACAUGUCCCCCCUCCCUGCCCAGGGGCCACCUGCCCUUAACCAGCAGGUACGCUGCCCCUGGAGACCUCCAACAGCCCCUUCCCAGACAGGGGAGCAUCAGAGAUGGGAAGACUUGCGGCCACCUCCAUAGAGCAGGACCCGAGGGGCUUAUCGGAGGCAUGAGGGGGCCCCUCCCCAAGACCUUUUCCUCCAGCUCUGCCUCUUCUAUCUGCUGGAAUGGUGGUGGGUGGGGAGCUUCUGUUUUGGUGAAGGGACCCAGGUGCCUGGCACCCCAUGCUGAUGGGGACACUGAGCCCGGCCGGGCAGGGUGAGGGGCAGCUGUGCCAAUCUACCUCAUAGGCACACAACUCUGAUGGGCAUGCCGUGGGGUCAUGGGCAGGGAAGUCUCUGGGGGGCAGAAACAUCACUCCCUAGCACCCACAGAACAACCUGAGGGUCCCCAGGGCUCUGGAGAGAGUAGGGUGGGAGGUGAAAUUGGCACCUUCAUAGGGAAGGAAGCCAGCGCUUCAUCUCGGUUCUCUGGGAAGCGUCCAAGAAGUGCUUUAAGUGUGUUGCAUGCACCGGGCGGUCAGGAGCGGGGCUCAGCCCUUUCAUCAUCCUUCCCCAAGUGAUGUCCACCGCCUUGUCACCGGCGACGGGACCUGCCUGUCAUGCCCACCCCCUGGGGGUCCCCCCCUGCCCAUCACCGCAGCUCCCCAUGUGCACGCUCACGUGUGUGUGUCUGUUGCUGUGUCGUGAAACUGUGAUUGUCACCCAGUCCCAACAAGUGAACGGCCAUCGAGGCCACAGUUAUGCAACUUUCAGUGUG
This is a messenger RNA of Galeopterus variegatus (Sunda flying lemur), 1773 nucleotides long. RefSeq names its product EF-hand domain family, member D2 (gene EFHD2). NCBI's taxonomy places the organism in Eukaryota, Metazoa, Chordata, Mammalia, Dermoptera, Cynocephalidae. The annotation marks the transcript as partial. The transcript has 4 exons. The record is from RefSeq and is a predicted model, not a curated record. Gene Ontology annotation, molecular function: calcium ion binding.